Pocillopora meandrina is the source of this 4874-nucleotide messenger RNA. NCBI's taxonomy places the organism in Eukaryota, Metazoa, Cnidaria, Anthozoa, Scleractinia, Pocilloporidae. The record is from the annotation of a GenBank genome assembly.
GCGAUCACUUCUAUUCUGGGUAAUGUUAUUAUUCUAGCUGCCCUGAAAAAGCAGUCAUCUCUCCAUCCACCGUCUAAGAUCUUGUUAAGCUUCCUGGCGAUCACUGAUUUAUGUGCUGGGCUUAUUUCACUGCCAAUUUUCAUCACACUACUGAUGGCAUUCCAAUAUAAAAUUGAGGAAAUUGUUACCUUCACAACGGAACUCACCAGUUACAUUAGUACAGCCCUUUGCUUAUCAUCUUUGUUCACACUUGCCGCAAUAAGCGUGGACAGAUUUCUCGCUCUGUUCCUGGGCAUCAGAUACAGACAAGUGGUCACCUUACGGAGAACUGCAAUUAUCGUGGUCUGUUCUUGGACUGUCAUCGCCGGUUGCAUUAUCACGGUGAAUUGGAUUGACAUCCUUACAGUCCUCCUCACUUACGUCACGGCCACUGUUCUCCUCUUUCUAAUGGUGUCAAUUUGUUGUUAUACAAUGAUUUAUCAAAAGCUUCUUCAGCAUCAAGCUCAAGUACAAGAAAAUCUUCAUCGAGGUGAACCAAACGGACACGAGCCACUGAACAUAGCUCGAUACAGAAAGACAGUGUCCAGUACAUUAUGGAUACAAUUUUCAUUAGUGGCUUGCUACCUGCCCUUUGGUGUAACUCUUGUAUUAUUGAUGGUGCAUGGCCAUACCACAUCAAAUCUUAUUUCCGCAUGGGUAUUUUCUAAAACUGUUGUCAACUUUAAUUCAACACUGAAUCCGAUCCUUUAUUGCUGGAAGAUCACAGAAGUCAGACGAGCAGCUAUUGGCAUUAUUCGAGGAGUAUGGUGCGGUUAAGUUCAAAUUAAGGAGCCAUCGACUUUCUUUUACUCCACAAAUGUACAUAUUUCAGGCUUAUCCAUAACAUAAUCUAUAUCUUUCAUGCUAAUAAGACCAAUAAAAAUCGCAUUGUAAUGUUGUAGAUACUGUGAAUUAUAUUUGUUUUAAAGCCAAGUGACCCAUUCUGUGGGCGAGCUAAUCACGGUUACGUCAGCAUGAAACGACCUGGAUUCAAAUAAUCACCAGAAAUCCAAAGCCAUCGCGUCAACAUCCCGUGAAAGUUAGGCGGCAUCAUAAAACACUGUUUCUCGAAAGGUCCGUUAACUUAUUACAGUCACUUUACGGACCGAAAAGCUAAUCAUUGGUUGGUUUUUACAUUCUGGAUCGAGAAACCGAUAAUUUUAAAAUGAAUCGAUAAAAUUUCAGGAAAUUAAAAAGAGUGAGCAAGUGUUUGAACUUAGACUCGCGCAAUUGUUCCUCAGAUUGGGAUUGAAAAAAAUAUGGUUUCGGGCCUGGGACCUACGAAAUUUGGGGAUAAAAACGCUUUUUCUAUCAAAAUUCAACACGUUCACCUUUCGGAUUCUGCGCUUCGAUGACCUGACAUUGAGCCACAGAGAAAUCAGUUGUGAGUUGGGUCAUUACAAGGUUCAUAUCGGACAAGUGUUCUGCAUUCUACAGGGAUCAGUAGGAUCGAAACCGUCGUUUGAUUCGACAGAGGUUUGAGCUCGAUGGUAAAAUCAAGAAAAAUUUUAUUUACUUUGUCAUUAAGUUUUGCCUUACCCAACUUUCAGAUUAAGUUUUUACGAAAAAAAAAUGACUGAGCCUUCGUUAAUAAACUUUGAAUUUCCUGUAACACCACCGGGAAAGUGCUGUAAAAAAUUUUAUGGAUGAACUUCGAAAAAAAUCAACACUAAAACUUUACUGUGUUUUAUUCUCAUACAAUGAAGAUCAGUAAAGAAUAUCGGUGUAUAAAUAAUUAAAACUUGCGAGAAAUGAAACUGAGCAACACAGCAAGGAGCGGCUUAUCGUUAAAUUAGAAAAAAAACGGAAAUGUGUUUAAUGAGACGUCAUAAGUUUAAAUUUUGUUUUCAUUUUUUACUGUUUCAAUUGGUUUCUUGGACAAAAUCUAAUUAUCUUCAAAACGACUGAUUAGCAAAGAGGGUCGUGACGUCAUUUUUGCCCUGGAUCACUUAGCUUAUCCCUCAUAAUAUUUCGCAGACCUGAAAUGAUGUGUUCCAAUUUUUGAGAAGGCUACAGCUCUUUAUAUGCUAUCUUUAUUACUUUUGGUAGGCCUACUGAUAAGCCGAAAUAGAAAAAAAAAGAAAAGAAAAAAAAAGGGAGGAAGGAAAAAGAAGACAAAUUCACAGCGCGCUGGUUUUUUAGUAUCCGAUUUCGCUUUAUAAGAGCCCUCCCCCUCAGGAUUUAGCUUCAUGAAUCGGACUAACAUUCAAAGAAACACUACGGGCUCCGUUUUUUGGUUUGAUGAUAUGUACUAUUAUAGUUGCAGUGCUUCAGCUUAAAAAAUUCUUUCAGGUGAAAACGAUCCCUUUCUGCAGCUUUCAACCUUAAAUAACAAAUACAAGGUGAACACAUGAGUCACGUGGUAUCCUUUGUUUAUUCGAGACAAGCAACUAAAGACGUUAUAUGGUGAGUACGAUUUGUUCAAGUUUAAAAAUAAUGUCUUCCUUAAUUUCUAGGGUUACUUUUUCCAUUUACACUUGUUCGUCAAAGUCACAACAUCAGGGUGUCACCACUGACCUACACCGAUGGUACGGAAUUGAAAACCAUCCACGAAGACCAAGGGGUGAGGGGGGGGGGCCAGAGAGUCCCUCACUAAACCAGUCCCAGAAGCCAUUUGACUCUCAUUGGGGCCUGGGACUUAGACAAACCCUCCCCCUCUUAGGCAUGUUUUGAUCAUGUAAAAGUACUUCUAGCGCAAAGCUCGCUCAGAAAGUGAACAAGGUUUUAGUAUUGAAAGAACAAAUGAGAGCAAAUGUAGCCUGGAAAAAGUGUAUUUAUCUAAACGAGCAAACGUAGUCAAAUAAGGCAAUACGAUGAAUAAACAUUUCUGCUCCUAAGCAUAAAGUAGGAGACAUAUUCCUAAUAAAAUUAAGUGCUAUCGCCUUAUUAUUCUUGUGUGGCAGAUUCGAGUCAGAUUCACUGAGACAAAAUAGAAACGACAAAACACAUAAAAAUAUAUCGGUGUUUAUCAUAAAAGAAGAACUGAGUUUGAUUGUUUCAUUCAUUUAAGUUUUGAAGCACAACAGCAAUUAAAAAUAUGGCAUUGCUCUCGCAAAUCAAUGCCGAAAGCUUUUUUCUUCUGAGAAUGAUAAAGUUUCCUAAAAACUGUAUUGCGGUUAAGUAAGUAAUGCUGUGAAGUUAAAUGCGGUGAGUAGACAACGGAGGUGAGCCGUAGGCUAAUUAUUUUAAAAGGCUGAGAAGAUGAAUAUUGUACUAAAGUAGUAGCAAUUCUCGAAAGGAGUUGUAUGUCUCGAAUAACGUUAGCCUUGAACGAGACUCGAAACCAUGCUGCCCUGCGGUGAUGCCGUGGCGACGCUCCAACCAGCUGACCCGCCAAUCACGGUGAUUGGGGGCUGGUCAUGAGUUCGAAAUAUGUAGAUUGUGCAAAUAUAAAUUGCGUUGCAACAGGUCUGAAAUCAAUUUUUCUGUCACUUGUAUGCGUCUCUGAUUCAAACCAGCGAAGCCCGAUUCUUUGGAAGAUCAGAGAUGUCCUUAACAGCUCUAAAAUCGUAUCAUCAUAUCCAAAUUAGGAAUCUCCUCAAGCAGGUCUUUGUUGACGCAGCUGUACGGAGUAAAUAAUGACUUAUAUUACGACCUCACAGAAGCACUCAUGGCAGGAGGCAAAAUCAAUCAAGCACCCUCAUGAAAAAAAUUGCUAUUUUAAUUAAAUUUUUAGUUUGGUAAACAACAAAAACUUUCAUUACAGCAAAUCUAUAAAACAGAAUUAAAACGCAAAUGGUAGAUGAAGCAUGGAAUAUAUAACUAUUGAAUCAUACCUCCGCUUCAUUAAAAUUUAUAAGUAUAAAAUGUCAGUUAUAAAAUUGUCACCUACAAUUUUGUUUCGUAAAAUAAUCAAAUAAACUGACACUCAGCUGAAACGGAUGUAAUAAAAAUGAAUAUAGAAUGAAUUCGGCGCUAAGGCGCAGGCAUAUUUCGCUUAAUGUACACUAUAUAAGGGUUGUUAAUUAUCUUACGUCUUAAUUUGAUUUACCAAAGACAUCGUGCGUGUUUGCAAUUUAUGAGUUUUAUUUUCUGUGAAAGAAAAUCUUAAACAACGUGCUUGUUGUCAGUGAGCAGAGUCGACUAGAAUUAUUAGCACAAAACGUUCCUCCCAGACCAACUGUAGGCUGACCGUCAUGAUCAGUGAUCUAUACCGAGGUUGUCAAGGACUUUCACAAAUGAAAAAGCAGUCAUUUCGGUUUCUGGAAGCCGUGAACAUUUUUCUGGCAAUUACUGCUACUUUAGCCAAUGUUUUCAUCCUGGUGGCUUUUCAUAAGGACUCAUCCCUUCAUCCACCUUCCAAGAGUUUGCUGCGUUUCUUGGCGAUCACUGAUUUGUUUGUCGGGAUUCUCGCAGAGCCUUUUUAUGUCGCGUUAUUGUUUCUAACAGAGUACGGCGGUGUUAGUCUAUGUGCAAAGAUUUUUGGCAUCGCCGGCACGUUAGCGGGAAUUUUAGGUUUAUUAUCUUUAUUUACCAUAAGUGCAAUAAGUGUGGACAGACUUCUCGCUCUGCUGUUAGGCUUGAGGUACAGACAAGUGGUUACUUUUAAGCGAGUCCUAAUAACUGUGGUUUGUUUUUGGACUUUCCUCACUACCGCAUACGUGAUUGUCAUGGGCACCUUUGCCCACCUUUUCUUUUACUUCAUCACAACAAUUUCGCUAUGCUUAGCCGUCGCAACUUGCUGUUACAUCAAUAUUUUUCAGACGCUUAAUCGCCAUCAAGUUCAAAUACAAGAACAAAGUCGCGGCCGAGGACACCCAAAUGGCCAUCCUCCUCUGAACAUUGCACGAUACAGGAAGACAGUGUCUAACGCAAUCUGUGUACAGUUUUCAGUC